AUGGAAAAACGAACUGACUUCAGCCGCGCCUCUUACUCCUGCUAUGAUGCGCCUAUCCGGGCCAGCUCUCAGCGCAUCACUGAGGGAAUCAGGUAUCUACGAGCUGUGAAGGGACGCCCCCGUGCAGGCCCGAACCAGAAGGGCCGUGUAAGCUGUUCUUACGGCGCUGGAAUUUGGUGGGUUAAUCGCGCCUCUACCACGAAGACUUUGGCCUCCUUUGGCUCCAUUGCGGAUGGUGCCCAGCACCUCAUGAAUAGGUGCAGAUUUGGCGCAUCUGUUGGCGGCAUUACUACCCACCCGACGCGCUGGGAAGUCCAGGUUUAUCGGACCUCGUGUUGA
Colletotrichum truncatum is the source of this 339-nucleotide messenger RNA. Lineage: Eukaryota; Fungi; Ascomycota; Sordariomycetes; Glomerellales; Glomerellaceae. The record is from RefSeq and is a predicted model, not a curated record.